AUGGGGCUCCUGCCCGAGCCCGGCGCGCGCCGGGGCAGCGACGCCUCCGCUGGCCGAGCCGGCCGCUGUCCCCGCUCCGUCUUCGGCAACAUUAAGAUGUUCGUGCUCUGCCACGGCCUCCUGCAGCUCUGCCAGCUCCUGUACAGCGCCUACUUCAAGAGCAGCCUCACCACCAUCGAGAAGCGCUUCGGGCUCUCCAGUUCUUCCUCGGGUCUCAUCUCCAGCUUGAACGAGAUCAGCAAUGCCAUCCUCAUCAUCUUUGUCAGCUACUUCGGCAGCCGGGUGCACCGUCCACGGCUGAUCGGCAUCGGGGGUCUCCUGCUGGCGGCUGGUGCCUUCAUCCUCACCCUGCCGCACUUCCUCUCGGAGCCCUACCAGUACACCUCGGUCAGCGUCGUGAACAGCAGCCGUUUCCAGGCCGAGCUCUGCAGGAGGCAUGGGCAGGACCUGCCCCCCAGUAAGUGCCACAGCGUCACCCAGGACCCCCGAGGGGAGACCCACAGCAUGUGGGGGCUGAUGGUGGUCGCCCAGCUGCUGGCCGGCAUUGGGACCGUGCCCAUUCAGCCAUUUGGCAUCUCCUACGUGGACGACUUCGCAGAGCCCAACAACUCACCCCUGUACAUCUCCAUCUUAUUUGCCAUUGCUGUGUUUGGGCCAGCAUUCGGGUACCUGCUGGGCUCUGUCAUGCUGCAGAUCUUUGUAGACUACGGCAGGGUGGACACAGCUGCCGUUAACCUGAGCCCGGGUGACCCCCGAUGGAUUGGAGCCUGGUGGCUGGGCCUGCUCAUUUCUUCAGGCUUCUUGGUUCUCACUUCGUUGCCCUUUUUUUUCUUUCCCAGAGCGAUGCCCCGAGUUGUAGAGAGGUCUCCUGCCACAGUGGAUGAGGCAACGAAGAUGGAGGAGGUCAAGUCCAGAGGCUCCCUGGUGGAUUUCAUUAAACGGUUCCCACGCAUCUUCCUGAGGCUGCUGAUGAACCCGCUCUUCGUGCUGGUGGUGCUGGCCCAGUGCACCUUCUCCUCCGUCAUCGCCGGCCUCUCCACGUUCCUCAACAAGUUCCUGGAGAAGCAGUACGGCACCUCAGCUGCCUAUGCCAACUUCCUCAUCGGUGCGGUGAACCUGCCCGCUGCGGCCUUGGGGAUGCUGUUCGGAGGCAUCCUCAUGAAGCGGUUCGUGUUCCCUCUGCAAACCAUCCCCCGGGUGGCCGCCACCAUCAUCACCAUCUCCAUGAUCCUCUGCGCCCCGCUCUUCUUCAUGGGGUGCUCCACCCCGGCCGUGGCUGAGGUCUACCCACCCAGCACAUCAAGUUCUAUACAUCCGCAGCCUCCUGCCUGCCGCGGGGACUGCGCGUGCCCGGAUUCCGUCUUCCACCCUGUCUGCGGAGACAACGGUGUCGAGUACCUGUCCCCUUGCCACGCCGGCUGCAGCAACAUCAACGUGAGCUCUGCAGCCUCCAAGCAACCGGUCUACUUGAACUGCAGCUGCGUGAGCGGGGGAUCGGCGUCAGCGAGAGCGGGACCCUGCCCCAUCCCCUGCGCCCACUUCCUGCUCCCCACCAUCUUCCUCAUCUCCUUUGCGGCCCUGAUCGCCUGCAUUUCCCACAAUCCCCUCUACAUGAUGGUUCUGCGUGUGGUGAACCAGGAAGAAAAGUCCUUUGCCAUCGGGGUCCAGUUCCUGCUGAUGCGCUUACUGGCCUGGCUGCCAGCUCCAGCCCUGUACGGCCUCACCAUCGACUACUCCUGCGUCCGGUGGAGCCUGCAGUGUUCAGGGCGGCGAGGGGCCUGCAUCUACUAUGACAAUGAUGCCCUCCGGGACAGGUACCUGGGCCUGCAGUUGGGCUACAAGGUGCUGGGCACGCUGCUCCUCUUCCUGGUCAGCUGGCGGGUGAAGAGGAACAGAGAGUACAACGUGCAGGAGAAGGCCGCUGGCCUCAUCUGACCACGGCCCGGCCCGAGCCUGGCCGCCCUCCACACUGCCUUAUUUACUAGUGUUAACGCACCCUUUCCUUUGUGUUCUUUAAGUUAGAGAGAAAAACCCCGGUCACCAUUUGCCUUCCCUGCCUCUGCCUCCCGGAGGACCCCACUGUGCACCCUGGCUGAGAGCUGAGAGCCACUGUGCACCCUGGCUGGGUGGGCACGGAGCCGGCGGGCCCCCAUGCGCCCAGGUUCCUCUCGGUGCUGGAUACCCACUGAGGGAUACCCACUCUGGAUGCCCACUGAGGCAGCCCUGUCUGCCCCUCGCCAGGCCAGCCUGGGAGCAAAAGGCUACCUCCCCCCCUUGCCUUCCUUGUGGGGGCACCCAGCUCCCUCUCCAGUGCACACACCCUGCAGAGGGGCAGG
Lepus europaeus (European hare) is the source of this 2336-nucleotide messenger RNA. RefSeq names its product solute carrier organic anion transporter family member 2A1 (gene SLCO2A1). Gene Ontology annotation, biological process: prostaglandin transport; sodium-independent organic anion transport; transmembrane transport. Gene Ontology annotation, cellular component: membrane. The record is from RefSeq and is a predicted model, not a curated record. Bases 1 to 1935 code for a protein of 644 amino acids. Gene Ontology annotation, molecular function: prostaglandin transmembrane transporter activity; protein binding. The transcript is spliced from 14 exons. NCBI's taxonomy places the organism in Eukaryota, Metazoa, Chordata, Mammalia, Lagomorpha, Leporidae.